Molecule: messenger RNA, 443 nt
Organism: Solanum stenotomum
Lineage: Eukaryota; Viridiplantae; Streptophyta; Magnoliopsida; Solanales; Solanaceae
Exons: 4
Coding region: 1-402 (133 amino acids)
Source: RefSeq, a predicted model, not a curated record
AUGGCUGAUACAGAAUCAGAAAAUAAUGAUGAAAGACUACAAGUUUUAAGAAUGAUUAACGCAAUAAAAUUAGCAAACAGAGCACAAGUACCACCCUCUGUUUUGUCAUACCAUAUUGCUCGAAAUAAUUCAGACAUCAGAUUUGUAACCUCUGCUGGACAACCAGACAACAACAACAUGGAUCAAACUAAUAAGAAACCUGAACAAGACAAAGUUACGGAUACGAUGUCAAGUAGCUAUGGAGAAGCAUAUGCAACAAGAUCAGAUGAAGAAGGUUUUGGAGGGAUUUAUGGUGGAAACAAAGAGGAUGAAGAAAAUAUUAAACAUGGCAAAGCCCCUGAGUAUGAAACUAAACAAGGAAGUGAAGUCAAAGAGAAGGAGAAGGCUCGUAAUCAGCCUUGAUUUUUUUUUUGCCAUAACUCAUUAUCUUAAAUAUAUAUGUA